AGCGCCGCCUCCGCUCGCCUCCGCAGCACGGAGCGUGACCAGCGGCAGCCGCGAUGAGGGCUCUCGCGCGCGGGUGACGCCGGCGACCAAGAUGAUCAAGGCUCGAGGGAAGCUCCUGGCGGUGCUGGCGCUCUUCCUUGUCAUGGCCUGGUACUCCAUGUCCCGGGAAGACAGGUACCCGGCGCUCUUCUACUUCCCCGUGCAAGACAACAAGACGGCGUGCCCGGCCGGGGAGGUGGCCAGGAAGGCGGCGCAGCUGCUGGCCAACUACACCCGGGAGCGCCCGCUCUUCCUGCAGCUCAAGGAUUACUUCUGGGCGAAGGCGCCGUCGCCCUACGAGCUGCCCUAYGGCACCAAAGGGAGCGAGGACGUGCUGCUGCGCUUGCUGUCGGUCACCAGCUACGCGCUGCCCGAGAGCAUCCAGAGCCUCAAGUGCCGGCGCUGCGCCGUGGUGGGCAACGGGCACCGGCUGCGCAACAGCUCCAUGGGCGAGACCAUCGACACGUACGACGUGGUCAUCAGGCUCAACAACGCACCGGUGCACGGCUACGAGCAGGACGUGGGCUCCAAAACCACCAUGCGCCUCUUCUACCCGGAGUCGGCGCACUUCAACCCCGGGCGCGAGAACGAGCCCGGCACGCUGCUCGUGCUGGUGCCCUUCAAGGCCGCCGACUUCCAGUGGCUCGAGGCGGUGCUGCGGGACAAGAAGCGGAGUGUGCGUGUGUUCCCUCUGGGGAGUGUGAGUGCUCUGGACAGUGUGAAUUCUCCCUGGGAAGUGUGA
Messenger RNA from Nothoprocta perdicaria, 781 nucleotides. RefSeq names its product ST3 beta-galactoside alpha-2,3-sialyltransferase 4 (gene ST3GAL4). NCBI's taxonomy places the organism in Eukaryota, Metazoa, Chordata, Aves, Tinamiformes, Tinamidae. Gene Ontology annotation, molecular function: sialyltransferase activity. The coding region runs from base 92 to 781 and encodes 229 amino acids. The transcript has 9 exons. The record is from RefSeq and is a predicted model, not a curated record. Gene Ontology annotation, biological process: glycolipid biosynthetic process.